GCUAAUGGCCUUCGUCACGUUUUAGCAGAGAGAGAGAGAAGAGGAUGUGGCUGGUUUCUUCAGCGUCAAUCCAGCUGGGAUCCCACGAAGACGACGAAGGAUCACAUCACGGAAGAAGAAGAAGAUACACGUAAAGCAAUCGCUUCGCUUUGAUCGGAAUUUUUGUAAUCCGAUCGAUUGAAUCGAUUUUCUCCGGAAAUUUUUUUGCUAUUUUGUAAAGAUGUGGGUAUUUUAUUCGAUCUCGCUACCGUUAACCCUAGGCAUGGUAAUCUUGACUCUUAAAUACUUCGCCGGACCGGGCGUGCCGCGCUACGUGUUAUUCACGGUUGGAUACACUUGGUUCUGCUCGAUUUCGGUCAUCAUUCUUGUCCCCGCCGACAUUUGGACGGCUAUAAUUGGCCAGGAUAGUACUGGAAUCUCUUUCUUUUGGAGUUGGUCUUACUGGAGUACGUUUCUUCUUACGUGGCUUGCAGUGCCUCUCUUACAGGGUUAUGAAGAUGCGGGUGACUUUACUAUGCAGGAAAGACUGAAGACUAGUGUACAUGUGAACUUAAUCUUCUAUUCAAUUGUGGGGGCCAUUGGUAUUUUUGGACUUAUUCUCCUGAUUAGUAUGCGUAAAAAUUGGUUUGGUAGUAAAGGUAUAUUGGCAUGGGCUAUGGCUUGCUCAAAUAUAUUUGGACUAGUGACUGGUGCUUUUCUUCUUGGUUUUGGAUUGAUUGAGAUUCCAAAAAGCAUUUGGAAAAAUUCUGACUGGACCACUCGCCACAAGGUUCUCUCACACAAGAUAGCCAAAACAGCCGUAAAACUUGAUGACGCCCACAAGGAGCUAUCAAACGCCAUUGUGGUUGCUCAGGCUACAUCUAAACAGAUGUCCAAGCGUGAUCCACUACGGCCUUGUAUGGAUGUUAUCGAUAAUAUGGUCAUGCAAAUGUUUAAAGAAGAUCCUUCCUUCAAACCACAAGGGGGUCGAUUGGGAGAAAAUGACAUGGACUACGAUACAGAUGAGAAGUCAAUGGCAGCACUAAGGCGACAUCUACGAAGGGCUCGAGAAGAUUACUAUAGAUGCAAAAGUGAAUACUUGUCUUAUGUUACAGAAGCUCUGGAAUUAGAGGAUACAAUAAAGAACUACGAAAGACGCGAUAUGACUGGAUGGAAGUUUGUCUCUAGCUUCAGACCAGAACGCAGUGGUACAUUAGGGCAAUUUCUCGACAUGGCAGAGUUAAUAUGGCGCUGUAUCUUACGAAAUCAGGUGCAAAAGGUCUUUGCUGUCAUUCUUGGUUGCAUGUCAGCUGCCAUACUCGUGGCUGAGGCCACUAUGCUAACUAGCGGAGUUGAUUUAUCUUUAUUUUCCAUCCUUAUAAAAUCCGUUGGAAGUGAUGAGGUUCUAGUUCAGGUGAUGGCAUUUCUUCCACUGAUGUUCAUGUGCGUAUGUACUUAUUAUUCACUUUUCAAAGUCGGGAGGCUCAUGUUUUACUCAUUGACACCAAGCCAGUCCAGCGCUGUAAGCUUGCUAAUGAUAUGCUCGAUGGUUGCCCGUUAUGCUCCCCCAAUUUCAUAUAAUUUUCUAAAUCUCAUCAGUCUUGGCAGCGGAAAGAGAACCAUUUUUGAGAAGCGUAUGGGAAAGAUCGACGACGCCGUGCCGUUCUUCGGAGAUGGAUUCAACCGAAUUUACCCCCUUAUCAUGGUUAUUUAUACAAUCCUAGUAGCGAGCAACUUCUUCGACAGAAUCAUAAGUUUCUUCGGCAACUGGAAGAUUUUCCGAUUUCAAAAGGACGUCACCGAUGACAUGGAUGGAUUCGACCCGUCUGGCUUACUCAUUCUGCAAAAAGAAAGGAUGUGGCUGGAACAAGGUCUCAAAGUCGGCGAACACGUCAUUCCACUGGCCAGAAACUUCAACGGUUCGACAAUCGACGUGGAGUCGGGCAGCAACGAAAUCGACAACAUAAUCGAAAUGAAGGAGUCCUCCGACUUGAUCAGGGACGAUAAAAAGGGGACCUCGUCGUCUAAGUAUUCGGGGACCAAAGAAGCCAUGAGCGCCAAAUACACGGCGAUCCGGGAGCAAUCGAAGUCGACGACGCACGCCAACCAUCCCGUUGAGAGCAUCGCUUCCACGAAGGUCUCGUUGCUCGAUUCCGACGCGGCUCAAUCGGGCAACCCCAACCGGAUCCCGUUGGCGCUGGCGUCGAAAUGGGCUUUUAUGAAACAGGGAUUCCAAUCAUUCAAAGACAAAAUUGAGGCCAAGAAGCUGUUGCCGCUGCGCCCGGCGGCGGCGCAGGAGACCAAUCGGCCUAGCCGUGUCCCGUCCUCCGAAUCACUCGACGAGAUUUUUCAGAAACUCAAACGCCCGGCAGAUGAUCGACACGACAGCGAUAGCGACAACGAUAGCCUCGGAGUCCAAGGUUCAAGCCGAGACAGGUGACAUUAGUUAUAACUAUGAAGAAUAUAUAUAUAUAUAUGUAUACGUAUAUGAUGAUUCCUCAUUGUUGUAGAGAUAGAAAAUUGAAAGCAAAGCCAGCCUCUGUAAUAUACAGAAAACCUUAUUUCUGUUGCUUGACAAUUUUUUUGGUAUGGUGAAUGAAAAAAUGGGUCGUAGUCGGGGUCGGGU
Messenger RNA from Andrographis paniculata, 2605 nucleotides. RefSeq lists its product as uncharacterized. Bases 221 to 2419 code for a protein of 732 amino acids. Lineage: Eukaryota; Viridiplantae; Streptophyta; Magnoliopsida; Lamiales; Acanthaceae. The record is from RefSeq and is a predicted model, not a curated record. The transcript has 13 exons. Gene Ontology annotation, cellular component: membrane.